Caenorhabditis remanei is the source of this 372-nucleotide messenger RNA. RefSeq lists its product as uncharacterized. Bases 1 to 372 code for a protein of 123 amino acids. The record is from RefSeq and is a predicted model, not a curated record. The transcript has 3 exons. Lineage: Eukaryota; Metazoa; Nematoda; Chromadorea; Rhabditida; Rhabditidae.
AUGCCGAAAUUCCGGAGUAUCGGAUUCCGGAAAGUGAAAAGUCUCACUCCGUACAACUAUGGGUACGUCUUGGAUCCGGCUGCGUUGAUGUCACUUCAUAGACAUCAUCAACAACCGCCGACGUAUGAGGAUUCGAUCAAAUCUCACUCACCUCCAAAGUACGACAUGACUCCAGCUACAACUAAUUCAACUUCGCACAAUUCAAUGGAGCUCCCUACCAGUAGUGCGACCACUGCCAGAAUCGAAGGAACUCGUAUCGAAUCUCCACGUAGCACUCCAAUCCUUCUCCAUACUCGCUCCAUGUCAGACUCAUGCCUUUCACCAUCUGCGGAUCUGAACGAAGAGGAAGAAGGACGGAAGAGUGCAAGAUAA